GGGGGGGAAGAUGCCGCUGGCGCAGCUGGCGGACCCGUGGCAGAAGAUGGCUGUGGAGAGCCCAUCCGACAGCGCUGAGGAUUAUAUCUUUAUCCUUGAAAUUUAAAAAAAAAUUGCCAGGACAUGUCUUGGUGUUGAUGAUCUCUGUUGAACCUUCUCAAUCUGCAGUCUCAGUAUAAUGAGUAUGAUGAAUAUCACUGUACAUAAGUCUUUAUGCACAUUUCUGAUAUUUCCUUAGGAUAAAUGAGGAGCUGAUUCUUAAUCCUGUCACAUUGAAUGGACAGCAAAUUAUGGAUGAACCUAUGGGAGAGGAGGAGAUUAAUCUGCAAACUGAAGAAGGCAGCAUCAAAGAAAUUGCAAUCACACAUCAUGUAAAGGAAGGACAUGAAAAGGCAGAUCCUUCCCAGUUUGAACUGUUAAAAGUAUUAGGGCAGGGAUCAUUUGGAAAGGUUUUCCUAGUUAAAAAAAUAUCAGGCUCUGAUGCUAGACAGCUUUAUGCCAUGAAGGUAUUAAAGAAGGCCACACUGAAAGUUCGAGACCGUGUUCGGACAAAAAUGGAACGUGAUAUCUUGGUAGAAGUUAAUCAUCCUUUUAUUGUCAAAUUGCAUUACGCUUUUCAAACUGAAGGGAAGUUAUAUCUUAUUUUGGAUUUUCUCAGGGGAGGAGAUUUGUUUACACGCUUAUCCAAAGAGGUGAUGUUCACAGAAGAAGAUGUCAAAUUCUAUUUGGCUGAACUUGCACUUGCUUUAGACCAUCUACAUAGCCUGGGAAUAAUCUAUAGAGACUUAAAACCUGAAAAUAUACUUCUUGAUGAAGAAGGUCACAUCAAGUUAACUGAUUUUGGCUUAAGUAAAGAGUCUAUUGACCAUGAAAAGAAGGCUUAUUCUUUUUGUGGAACUGUGGAAUAUAUGGCUCCAGAAGUAGUCAAUCGUAGAGGUCAUACUCAGAGUGCUGACUGGUGGUCUUUUGGUGUAUUAAUGUUUGAAAUGCUCACUGGUACACUACCUUUCCAAGGAAAAGAUCGAAAAGAAACAAUGACUAUGAUUCUUAAAGCUAAACUUGGGAUGCCACAGUUUUUGAGUCCUGAAGCCCAGAGUCUCUUACGAAUGCUUUUCAAACGAAACCCUGCAAACAGAUUAGGUGCAGGACCAGAUGGAGUUGAAGAAAUUAAAAGACAUUCAUUUUUCUCAACAAUUGACUGGAAUAAACUAUAUAGAAGAGAAAUUCACCCACCUUUUAAACCUGCAACUGGCAGACCUGAAGAUACAUUUUAUUUUGAUCCUGAAUUUACUGCAAAAACUCCCAAAGAUUCACCUGGCAUUCCACCUAGUGCUAAUGCACAUCAACUUUUUCGGGGGUUUAGUUUUGUUGCUAUUACUUCAGAUGAUGAAAGCCAAGCUAUGCAGACAGUUGGUGUACAUUCAAUUGUUCAGCAGUUGCACAGGAACAGUAUUCAGUUUACUGAUGGAUAUGAAGUAAAAGAAGAUAUUGGAGUUGGUUCAUAUUCUGUUUGUAAGAGAUGUAUACAUAAAGCCACAAACAUGGAGUUUGCAGUGAAGAUUAUUGAUAAAAGCAAGAGAGACCCAACAGAAGAAAUUGAAAUUCUUCUCCGAUAUGGACAACAUCCAAACAUUAUUACUUUAAAGGAUGUAUAUGAUGAUGGAAAAUAUGUGUAUGUAGUAACAGAACUUAUGAAAGGAGGUGAAUUGCUGGAUAAAAUUCUUAGACAGAAAUUUUUCUCUGAACGAGAGGCCAGUGCUGUCCUGUUCACUAUAACCAAAACUGUUGAAUAUCUUCAUGCACAAGGGGUGGUUCACAGAGACUUGAAGCCUAGCAACAUUCUUUAUGUGGAUGAAUCUGGUAAUCCAGAAUCUAUUCGAAUUUGUGAUUUUGGCUUUGCAAAACAGCUGAGAGCUGAAAAUGGUCUUCUUAUGACUCCUUGUUACACUGCAAAUUUUGUUGCACCAGAGGUUUUAAAACGACAAGGCUACGAUGCUGCUUGUGAUAUUUGGAGUCUUGGUGUCCUCCUUUAUACAAUGCUCACUGGUUACACUCCAUUUGCCAAUGGUCCUGAUGAUACACCAGAGGAAAUACUGGCACGAAUAGGUAGUGGAAAAUUCUCACUCAGUGGUGGUUACUGGAAUUCUGUUUCAGAUACAGCAAAGGACUUAGUGUCAAAGAUGCUUCAUGUAGAUCCUCAUCAGAGACUGACUGCUGCUCUUGUGCUCAGACAUCCUUGGAUUGUCCACUGGGACCAACUACCACAAUACCAACUAAACAGACAGGAUGCACCACAUCUAGUAAAGGGUGCCAUGGCAGCUACUUACUCUGCUUUAAACCGUAAUCAGUCACCAGUUUUGGAACCAGUAGGCCGCUCUACCCUUGCUCAGCGGAGAGGUAUUAAAAAAAUCACCUCAACAGCCCUGUGAAGUAACCUCAGUGAGAUAUGUGGUACCAUGAUGUAAGCUGAUAGCACAAGUUCUGGCGACAAGUAGCACAUACCUGAGAGAGACCUGCAAGCACACUGUCCCAGCUGGUACCCAUAAUGCUGCUGCUCCUGCUGCUGCUCCUGCUUUCCUCUCUUUUUGCUUUAAUUGAUUGUUUAGCAAGUUAGAUUUUCCUGGAGCUUUUGGAUGAAAUGAAAAGUAAACAUGAUGAAGAUAUAUUCAUGAAUCAACAAGAAAAAUAAUGAACAUAUGAGUGCCACCUAAAAUACACUGAAUAAAGUACUCUACACCAUAUAGCAUUAUUUUUAUAGGAAAUAUUUCAUGGCUCUUAAAUAUUCUUUGUUAGUUAUAGGGAUGGACAGUUUAUGUUAAGCACUUAGCUUAAACAAUCCGUUUAUAUUAGCACUGUAUCACUUGUGCCAUCCAACAUUUUGUAUGUUUUUGUAAACAGUUCAUAUACAGUACAUUUCUGUACUGCUUUCUUUAAUGUAUACAUGCCUUGUUUAACUUGGAAUCUAUUAUUAAUCAAUUGACUAUUAAAUCUGGUUAAAUAAUUCACCUGGAUUAACAGUAUUGUUGGGAACCCCCUAAAAGUGGCCAGACUGAUUGAACAGCUGUUGAAUGUAAUACUUGCAAAAUGUACAUAUCUUUCCCCUGUCUAUUUCACUGGUUUGUUCAUUUGUUUCUUAAAGUCAGGUGCUCUGCCAGACUAACUAGAGUGUUGUCAAUGGUAGAGAAAGUUGUCAUGUGAGGCAUGAAAUCAAGAAUACACCUAUGAAGUUAGUCCAUAUACUUUGCAGUUCCUUGGGGUUCUUGUUUCCUUAAUGCACUUUUAACCUUACAUAGUACCCAUACUUAGUAUUUGGCAGGUCAUUUGAGAUUUUGCCAAUAUACACCAAAGGCCUUUAGAAGAGUCAUAGAAAUAAAUUGACAAGGGAAAUUUUAGUAACUAAUAAUUGAAGCCUUACUGAGUAUCUCAUGCUCAAAUAGAUAUUCUAUAUUAAACACUAAUUUGAAUGUAAUAAAGGCCACAUGGAUUUGAAACUGGAUUUAAACUUUAUUCUAGGAAAUAAAACAAUAUCUGUUCUAACCUAAAUUCAUAGCUAAGGUAGGCUAAAUGAAUGUCCAUCAUUGAGUGUUUUCUGAAUCUCUGCUGAUACGUUUUCUUUGACUUCAGAAAUGAUCAGUUUUCUUACUGGCCCCUGGAUUUUCUUAGAUUGUAGUAUUCAGUAUUUAUGUCAACUUACUAGUUUCCACAAUGUCAUUUGACAAAGGAAACUUGUGCAUUGAUCAUUGUUAGCUGUAUUUUUACCAUGCUACCUAACAAACAUCAACAUGUAAUGCAAAAAAACAUGAGCAAAGAAAAAGUGACUACUUCAUCAAGUACCCAAAUAGAUCUUCAUAAGUCAUGUACUAAGCUAUUUACAUCAGAAAUCUUCCUCCAAUAGUACCAAGCCAAAAGAGUGUUGUUUUUUUUUUUUUUUCAAAAUGGCAUAGGAGCCACUUGUCCGACUGCGUUUCUCCUUUAAGUUAUUAAAGAGAUAGACUCUCUAGCAUUUCUUUUCCCCAAGAAACACAAAAUGAUUAUUGCAUAUGAAUCAAAUUACGUUUAUCUUGUAAAUGAAAAAUGCAUAGGAAAAGGCUAUCAAAAUAUCUAGACAGCCAGGUGUGGUGCUAAACACCUUUAAUCCCAGCACUCUGGAGGCAGAGGUAGAAGUAUUGCUGUGAGUUCAAGGCCAGCUUGGGCUAGAGUGAGAGCCUACCUUGAAAACAACAAAAAUUAUUAAAAGAUCUAGAUAAAGUCUUUUGAAAUUGUUGAGUAUAUGGAUGCUAUUAAAAGCUGUUUUCCAUUAAAAGAAAACCUUUGUUUUUCUCCUCUGUCCAGUGUUUUAAAUCCUGAUCAUUCCAAAUUAUUUUCACUUUCUCAAUCUUAAUGUAACUUGGAGCAGAAAAUAGUCUUAUUUUCAGAUUUUUGACACUGAUGCUACCCCAUAAUUGCUUAGCUGUUUUGACCAUCAUAGUCUUUUAGAUCUAGAAAUAAACAUAUAAGUCAUUAUAAAUUAUCUUACUAAAGUUUCCCAUAUUGCAUGUAAAGAAUCUCAGAUAUAAAACAAAGACUAGGGUCCUUCUCCCCCACUUACUUACCUUUUCCUCAUAACACUAUGCUGCCUUUCCUUCAUAUUGUGACACCUGACCAGUAACUGAACUCAAAAACCAUAUAAUUCUUAGGCAAGUACUCUACUAUUAUAUGAUGCCAAGUUUAUUUCCUUCAAGGAUAAUUGCCUCCUAGUUAUCUAGUCAAAUUACCAAUUUUAUCUGAGAAAAACAAAUUAUAUGUUCACAAAAUUGAAGUCUUUUUACUAAAAAAGUAGUUUAUAAGCAUAAAAGAUUUCCUCUGUUAUUUUGGUUUUCUCAUUGCCUUUGGGCAAGCUUGGCCAACAAUGUGCCUAAAAUGUAAUGUGUAUACUGCGUUGAGUUAGCCUUUCCACUAAUUUCUCCAAGUCCAAUUCUUCCAGGUCUCUAUAGUCAUGGCAUUGUGGUCCCUGAAGUCUUCUGCCCUUCACUCACUGCUGCCAAUUUCCAAGGCUUAUUCCAGGACUUGAUAGUCCAGUCUUAAAGACAUUUCACUGUGAAAGAAGGAACUCAACUAUCAGGACUAUUUUACAAACAUCUCUUGAUUUAUAGUAAAAAGUAAUAUCCAAAACAAUGCAGUUACAUUUAACCUUGCUAGGCACAUAUUGCAAAGUAUGAAUUUUAAUACCAUGUAUUUUAUAUCUUCCCUUUCAAGUGAUGAUAUUAAAUUAAGGUAAGUUUUUCUUUUUAUUUUUGCUUUUUAUGAAUCAUUUUAGCUUCUGAUUCUAAUAGAAGGAUAGAAUAGAGGAUAUUCUAAGUACAUUAGAUCCUUGACUUAAACAAAUUUGAUAUGUAUCUAUUCUUCAAAAGCAACCCCAAAAGUCUACAAACGUUAUAAUUUUGGUGAGGCCCAAAGUUGAGAUACCAUGAAGCUAGCAUGUGAAAAGAGUUCAUAGUGAGUUUCUGGAGGGAGAGUGUGAUGUAUAUGUAGUAGUUUCCACCUUUCAUGCAUAGUGCACUCCAAAGGGCAGUUCUGAGUUAACCACUUGCCUUCUGUUCUUAAUAAGUGGCUUCUAGGGGGCUGGAGAGAUGGCUUAGUGAUUAAGGUAUUUGCCUACAAAGCCAAAGGACCUCGGUUCGAUUCCCCAGGACCCACGUAAGCCAGAUGCACAAGGGGGCAGCAUGCGUUUGCAGUGGCUGGAAGCCCUGGAGCACCCAUUCUCCCUCCCUCCCCCUCCCUCUCUCAAACAAGUAAAUAAAAAUAUAAAAAUUUUUAAAAAGAAGUGGCUUCUAGUGGGGUCAUGGGAAAUCAAGGGAAGUGGAGGUAUCCCUAUAGCUAUGCCCUGUAACCUCAGGUCAAGAAAGAUUGGAUUUGAACCAAGGACAGGUGCAAACUUCCAAGAAAAGACAGAAUGUCUUUGAUAGGAAAAUUACUUGCUUAGACCAAGCCUGGGAUGAGCAUUCACAUACAAAGUAUUCAAGAUUUGGUGGACAUAGUACAUGUUUAAGCAACAUGGAGGCCAGCAAUACACAUUUCAACCUAGCCUUUAUAAUGGCCUAUAUUUCAGCUUGCUUUACUGUAUUACAAAGGAAAUUUGAUCUUAUGGUGGUUUUGAGCAUCUGAGACUUACGAAGGUCCUAAGAUAUAUCUCUGGAAUGUAGAGUCAGAAAAGGUCUAUUUUCUGUGAUUCACAAAUUCAAUGGUUUGACAGUUGUGAUGGUGCUUAUGCCAGGAGAUUCCAGUCUAGUCCUACAUAUGUUCCUUUGAAAGGUCAAACUAUAAACUAAACUGGAUGUGUACUCUGGGCCUUAUUUAGUUAACAGAUAAGUUGACUUAACCCAAUAUAUUUAUUUCAAUUAAUGAAAAUAGUCCUCUUUUCAACCCCAGGUUGCUUACAUUUUGCUGAUCUCCCCCAAGUGACUAUUGGUGGAGACAAAUUAAUGAAGGAAUGAAUUCAUGUUCUUGAGACUGUGGUAUUCUACAGAGCCACACUUAACCACUUUUUCCACUGAAGAAUCUACACAUUGGUAAUACCUAAAUACAGAUGGCCAAGAAGAAUUUGUAUCUACAGUGUGUUCUAUAUUUUUUUGACACUGCUGUAUCUGUGUGCAAGUGACUUGUAGCUGGUUCCAAUGUGACCAUUCUCCAAAGGAUGCUAAUAAUUAAGUCAACUCAAUUUCCUUAAGCCUGGUAUUAUUUUAGGUCUUACAUUUACCACUUUGAUUCCCAUCUUUGAACUGUUCAUAACAGGCCAUACCAAGGGUUGAGAUGAGAGCCUACUGACCUACCUCUUAAGACACUUUCCUCAUUAUUUUGCCAUAUAACCUUGAGCUGCAUGAUAAGCUGUUGAAAUGUCCAUAACUUCUCUCAGAACAACCAGUAAAGUAUAUGACAUUUUGAAUAGAGAUUAAUAGAGUUUUAAGUCCAGAUGUGCAAACCUCAAGAAAAGGUCUUUAAAUCACAUACCAUUUGGCUACAGUAUAUGGAAAUACAUAUGAGGAGAGAAUAAUAGUCCUGUCUAAGUAGGUUAGCUCAAUAUCUAAGUAAACACCUUUACUCCUAUUAUUACUAUAGUACUGGAUGAACUGUAUACUGAGUUUUUCAAAUGAGUAUUUAAAAAUAGAACUUUUAAAUACAAAGCAAGAGCAUAAGGGUAAAGAUUUUGGGUUGUAUUUCUAUAAGUGUAGUUGACCAUCUAAUGCUUUGUUUUUAUAAUCAAAAAAUGCUUCAAGGUAUUACUAGUCAUUAGCAUCCUUAAUAUGCGUGAUGAGUUUGUAACUCUUAAAGUCAUAUACAUGUAUUAGUUUAUUUUAACUCUUGCCCAAAACAAAAAGGAAGGUAUAAAUCUAAAGGAUGUAAUUAUUUUGAAUUUUUUGGCCAUGGCUGGGAAUGGGGUGAGUAUCUACUUAAGCAGUUUUUUUUUUUAAAUCAAAUAUUUUUCUACUAUUAUAUAUGGUCAUACUUUAUACUAGUUUCUCUCUUGUAAGGCAUGCCAGAAGCCCAAGGUACCAUAUCACAAGUUCUGUGUAUUGUACCUUUUACUGAUGGUUAAAUUACAUCAGAUGCUUGGCACUGCCGCCAUAAUUAUGAAAUGCUUGUAAAGGAUCAGAUAUCACUGAGUACUUAAAUUGUUUUACUUAAGAGUCUAAUCUGGGAAGUUUGCAAAUCAUACUAUUAAUAUGUAAUCUAAGCUCUUUCAGAUGUACCCAUGAAUAAUCCUGGAACAAUACUGCUUGUAUUCCUGUCAUAGAACAGAUUUUAUAAUCUUUAAAAAAUGAAAAUUUAUAUAAUAAAGUUCUAAAUAAGCUUG
Molecule: messenger RNA, 7831 nt
Organism: Jaculus jaculus (lesser Egyptian jerboa)
Lineage: Eukaryota; Metazoa; Chordata; Mammalia; Rodentia; Dipodidae
Gene: Rps6ka3
Product: ribosomal protein S6 kinase A3
Exons: 24
Coding region: 291-2429 (712 amino acids)
Biological process (GO): intracellular signal transduction; protein phosphorylation
Molecular function (GO): ribosomal protein S6 kinase activity; magnesium ion binding; ATP binding
Source: RefSeq, a predicted model, not a curated record